Molecule: messenger RNA, 1568 nt
Organism: Schistocerca americana (American grasshopper)
Lineage: Eukaryota; Metazoa; Arthropoda; Insecta; Orthoptera; Acrididae
Product: lipopolysaccharide-induced tumor necrosis factor-alpha factor homolog
Exons: 4
Coding region: 53-430 (125 amino acids)
Molecular function (GO): zinc ion binding
Source: RefSeq, a predicted model, not a curated record
UCCACUGCGAAAUACUGCUGAUCAGGCAAACCAAAGAGAACCCAAGGACAGUAUGCCACAACCAGCACCACACGUCGCAGCGCCAGUUGACCACAAAUCUGCAGGGUAUCCAACACAACAUGGACCACCAUACGGUGGAGCACCAACUGCGAACGUCCCUGGAGUAUAUACUACACAACCAGGCGGUAUGAUGGCGCUACCACUGACUCUCGGCCCUCAGCCGUGCAACGUCGUGUGCCCAGCGUGUCACCAAACCAUACAGACGGCUGUGCAGACCAAGGCGACCACCAAGACGCACUUAAUGGCCCUCCUAUUGGCCGUCCUUGGGUGCUGCUUGUGCUGCUGCAUCCCGUACUGUGUAGACAGCUGCCAGGCGAAACACCACUAUUGCCCCAACUGUAAAGCUUUCAUUGGAGCUUACGAUCGAUAGUUGUCUCGUGACUCUCCGUGUUCAGCACUUUGCUCUGCAAGCCGAGGUGAUAAUCACCAGUUCCAGUACAGACUCCAUACAUGUCACCUGUAAGAAAAUACACUUCGCCUGAGUGAUGUUGUGAACUGAUAUCAAAUCACAGCUGCUAUUUGAAACUACCGAUGGUGCGAAGUGCUGAAAACAUAACGUGAGUGCAGUUACAGACGUUCUUUUUCCAUCCAUACCAACACAUGUUCUUCGACGUAACGCAAAUUAUCGGUAAAUUUAAGAAAAAUCUCAUCGGUAUUGUGAAAUCUACGGAUAUUUACGUGAUUUUCUACUGUUUAGUGAGAGAUAGUAUCGGUAUAUCAGCCACUGCACUGGUUUCACUGUGUGAAAUGUGACAGUGAGCACUUCUACCAAACUUCAUAAGUGCCAAGAUCACCAUUUUUCAUAAACUUAUCGGCCACUUCAUUGAUUUCAUUAUAUGAAAUGUGAAAGUGACCAGUUCCUCCAGGCUUCAUUAGCGGAGAGAUUUUUCAGUGAUUUCUUGCAAUAUUCAUCAACUGUACUGUUUUAACGAUUCUGGCAGAAAAUAAAGAGUCAUGUGACUGAAAAACAUCAGCUUGUUUUUAAAACUGUGAUAUGUUUCAUAACUUUUGUAAACAAAUGUUCAGGUAUUACAGAGAAAUGAUAAACUUCAGAUACAUUUAUUGCUGCUGUUAAAGGCCUUGCCAUACAAUACCGUUGGAUAUUGGUGACUGUCGUUAAUGAAAAAAGUAUAUUUCCGUCGGAGAUGUCCUUUCACAACAAUUUUUCAGUGCUCCACACUAAAAACUAAGUAUAACCCGUAGGUACUUAAAACUGCCUAUGAAACUCUAUGCUAUUUUCAUAAAUGUUACACAGUUUUCAGUUCUACACAAAGAUGUAUAUAAGUUAGUUGGAUGCUCUCACCCAACAGCCUCAUUGCCAGCAGACAGCCAGCGAGUCAUUGUCAAAUGUCAUUCAGCAGCUCUUUGAUAAUGAGUUAUGAAUCAAAGCAGGCUGCAGUAUCUCAACAAUCUUUGUAUGUAAUUAACAAUACCAAGCAAUGCACAUGUAUUAUCUAUACUAAGUUUCAAUUUAUAGAUCGCAUUUUACAAUAAAAUAUUUGAACAUU